This is a messenger RNA of Prorocentrum cordatum, 4560 nucleotides long. Lineage: Eukaryota; Dinophyceae; Prorocentrales; Prorocentraceae. The record is from the annotation of a GenBank genome assembly.
CACCGUGACCAGCACGACCGGAAGCAGCAGCACCACGCACAGCACCACUACCGCAACCAGCAGCACCACCGUGACCGGAACCAGCAGCAUCACACGCACCAGCGCCAGCAUAACCAGCAGCACCAGCGUGACCAGCACGACUGGGACCAGCAGCCUCACGAGCUUGUCGGUAACGUUGUCAGCCACGACCACCUCGUACCAGGACUCCGAUUGCCCAGACAACUCAACAGGGCACAGUGUGGGGCAUGGCUGUGUGUGCGAUGCGGGCCACUCGGGUUCGAUAUGGCCUGCAAAAGAUUAUCCAUUCUACAACGGUUCGUGCAUUGCAGUGAAUUGCCCUGAACAUUCCACAGGAGUAAGUGUACCAGAGGGUUGUACUUGCGAACCUGGGCACAUGGGAGCAAUUCGGCCUGCAUCGGAAGCUCCGUUCUACAAUGGAUCGUGCGUUGCAGUGGCGUGUCCGGCGGGUUCUUCGGGGACCAGUGUAGCCAACGGAUGUGUGUGUAAUCCUGGCUAUUCUGGCACAUGGACAUGCGAGGCUGGUUAUUCUGCUGACGCGAUCACGGCAACGACGAUCGAACCAUACUACAGCGGAUCCUGCGAGGCCGUGAAUUGCCCAGGCAAUUCAACAGGAAGCAGCGUGGCGGACGGAUGUACGUGCAAUGCUGGGUUCGAGGGGGUAAUAAACCCCAUAUCAGAACCACCGUUCUACAGUGGAACUUGCACCGUUCUAGAGUGCAGUGCGGCUCCGACGUAUGCCCCCACAGCACUUCCCACAUAUUCCCCGACGUCCGCUCCCACGGUUUCUCCGACGGCUUCUCCAACGCUUGUUCCUACGUUUCUCCCCACGCCUGCUCCUACGCAUCUACUAGGCGUGCCGACUCCGCCCCCGACGGUUGCCCCGACCUUCGCCCCAACGUCGGCGCCCACGCCUGCACCCACACUGCUGCCAUGUGCCAACUUCGACGAAGCUGGCACGUCGUACCCGUGCAAGUGCGGCACUGCGACUUGCAAUCAGGAUGAAUUGUGCUACUUCGCGAGCAGCACAUGUGUGCCGGCGUGUUCAAACAUCGACGCAACAGAUUUGUUUGACACGACGGUGGGCCGCUGCGGGUGUGGUGCGAACAUUUGCACAACCACGAACAGCAGUUAUUGCCACAAGGAAUCAAACAGAUGCAUAGCUUGCAGCUCCGAAGGAACGUGUGAUGAUGUCGUGUACGUGUGUGAGGGGUUUGAGGUUCUUUCGCAUGCAUGGCAGGGGUGCGCUAACUUGCGCAAAGCCGUAAUACCGAGCUCGAUCUAUCUAAUCGGCGAGUUCGCUUUUGCAGACUCGUCCUUGCAGUCCGUCUCGAUCCCAGAAGGGGCUCUCAUCAUCAGGAAUUCCGCUUUCGAGAACACAUCGCUCACAGAGGUGAGGCUUCCGUCCACGCUUCGGGCCGUGUUUGACCGCGCAUUUUGGUCGAACUCCUACUUGCGACACGUGACCAUGUUUUUCCCCAAACCCAGUUGGGGACAGUUGGCAUUCCCAGCGGAUGUAAACAUCACUUACGCGAACGGCAAUUGCUCGCGAGGCGAAAUCCUUACAAGUGAUGGUUGCUCGCAGUGUGAGCCGCACGAGAUUCCGAAUCAGGGGCAAGACGUUUGCGUGGCAUGUGAAGCAGGGAAGAUGCCACAUAGCAGUUCAAGCUAUUGCAAAGACUGCGAUGCAGGAGAAUAUUCGGCUGGUGACUCCGUCUGCCAGCUGUGUCAGGCGGGAACCAUUUCAGGCAUUGGUGAUGCUGCUUGCACGCCUUGCUCCGUGGGGACAGUUCCGAACAGAGGUGGUAGCGCUUGCGAAAAUUGCAGCGCUGGCAAGUACUGGGCUGGCGACGGGCAGUGCCAAGUCUGUGAGACGGGGCGGAUUUCGAAUCAGGGAUCAAUCACUUGUGAGGAUUGUCCACCCGGGAAGAUGUCAAGCAGCAGCGCUAGUAGUUGCAAGGAUUGCGCUGCUGGAAAGUAUUCUUUUGGUGACACGUUGUGCCAGGAGUGCGAAGGCAACACGGUUUCUGAGCAGGGAGUUUCGAAUUGCAAGGCAUGCCCAGGUGACCUUCAGCCUACCAACAGCCGAUCAUCUUGCGUUUGUCCAGCUGGGACAAUGCUAGUCGGGAGCAGCACGUGCGAGCCUUGUCCACAGGGUGGCGUGUGUGUUGAUGGAGUUGUGGUGUCCGCGAUUUCGAGACACUGGCUCCCUGCUGGGGACAAUGCAAUGCCUGUCAAGUGCCCCUUGGGCGAGAGGGAUGGCGCAUGUCUAGAAGACAACAACUGCUCAAACGGCUACACCGGCAGUGCAUGCGCGAUUUGCGCAGAUGGAUUCGGACGCUCUGACUCGCGUUGCGUACCGUGUGCUGGAGCUGGGAUUCGGUUCUAUAUUGUCAUGGCAGUGUUCGCUGCGAUCGCCAUUAUCUGGCCUGCGCUGAGGGAAUUCGGACCCGACGCCAGCCAGAUUCUUAACUUUGCCGAUACGGAUCAAAGUGCCAUUGAGGUUUCCACGGGCGAUUUGGCGGACAGUUUUGCUGUGUCUAUUACUGUCGCCUCGCAUGCUUCCAGAGUGAGCCAGUCAGUGGCAGGGGCUGCGAGUCGGCUUGAGAAGUUGUUGACCUCGCACGCCAUGCGUGUAGUGAAGGUGCAAGGCCGGAUAUUGUUCCUUUUCUUGCAGGCAUCGUCGGGAUGGGUAGUUACGCUCUACGCCACGUUUCCUCACAUAUUGGACUCGAAUUUCGACGCGUUUCACACUGUCGUCACUUCAUGCACUUCCUGGGUCCACGCUAUAGUCAACUCCGACAUGCAACUCCGUUUUGGGUGCGUGGUGUUGCCCGACACGGCGUUCGUGAUUAAGGUUGCCGCAGUACCAACUUUUUUGACGUUCUAUUUCUUCUCAGACAGAUUGUGCACGCGUAUCGCGAACAUGACGUGUUUGCAGUCCGCGAUUCUAUAGAGAAUACAGUGAUGGGCACGGGAUUGGGGGACGAUUAGUUACCCCGUAUUUUUGGCUCACGUAUUUGUCAUACACGCCGCUGACAUUGGCUAUCGUGUCACAUAUGCCGAUCAAGGGAGGUGCAUUCGAUUGCACCCUCGAGGCAUACAAUGGAGGAGACUGUUAUUUGCGCCUUGAUUACCGUAUCAGUCUUACUACUUGGUCAUACGCACAUGUGGUACGACCUUUGGCCAUGUCAUCAUUCGUGGUAAUUUCAAUCGGCGUACCUGCAUCCUACGUGGCAUUUAUGUGGCGCGGAGUCAAACGAGCACGGCAGAAGCGGCUGGUUGCCAGUUCAGACGAUGGCGAAACUUGGAAUGAGCUAGCUAUGAAAGAAACAGGCAGGUCUUGGAGUGCCCUCUACGGGCAGUAUACGGCUGAUUACUGGUGGUUUGAAUGUGUUACAAUGUAUCGACAAAUGCUUCUCGCAAGCGUUGCUCUUGUCGCUGGCGAGACUGCGACUGGCUACAUAUUCUUUUCCAUAUUCACUGCCUGUUGCUACGCCGUAGUUUUAGCGUUUUGCAAGCCGUACGAGCGAGAGUGUGACAACCGCGCGCAGUUGCUGGCCACACAGGCGCUGAUAUUAAUGUUUAGCUGUCAGGUCGUCCCAUCAGACACUGCCUACGCGGAAGACGUACCGCAUGAUCGACACCGCGCCGAGAUUGGAGAAACUUUACUAAUCGCCGUCUACAUUGGCGUCUUCGUCGGUCUGACACUGUACGUGAUCUUCCAGGCGAUCCCCCCAGAGCUGAGCGAUCCUGCGGAGCGCGCCAUCCGAACAGCAUUCGCGUGGUGCUGCUCGAAUGACCUCAGGCGACAUCUUGGGGACAGGGGCCAAGAGGGCAUUUGUGACGAAAGCCGCGCACAGGAGCGUUCGCCGCCGCCGUGCAUGAUAUCCUCCUUGUAAGGGGUGUCACGGGGAAGGGGCGGGACGAUUCGCCCGCCAUUCUUGUACGAAGUGGAGGCAGAGAAGAGUCUACCGCUGUCGACUCGUUUGCCGACGCGAGUCUAUCGCUGCCGGUGCUCUCGCUUACGCCGCGCAAGAUACACGAAGCGCAGACAAAGGAUUACACCGCCAUCACCUCUCUUGGCGUCGCGCAAACUUUGCGAACACAUACGGAGCAAGAUAUACGAAGCGAGGCGGAUAAACGACCAGCCGUUUCAGUUGUGGUUCGGACGCCAAUUUUUGUUCUGACAGAUAUUGAGUGCUACGUCCUGCUCAUAGUGACUUGCGCUGCAGACGCGUUUUACGCGCGUUGACUCCCGACCGCGGCGCUGGCGCUUCGGCGCUGGUGCUGACAGACUUCGGAUGCAGGAUGAGUUUGGGUGACCCAGUAAUUGCGGAACGCGUGUGUUGUUUGCUCGUCGCCGUUUCCCCUUCUCGUCGCCUGUUUUUCCCCAUAUCCAAAGAGAUGGGGUUCUUGUUAUUCCCCAUAUCCAAAGAGAUGGGGUUCUUGUUCCCCGUAUCCUAUGUAUGGGAUUCUUGUUAUUGGCGGACCGCGCCGGAGGAGAACACAGACGAGAACACACCACUCCUCUCACCCAGA